UGAUGAUGUUUUACUAACACGACAACAACAAGCAUCAGCUAAAGAAAGGGACACAUGGGUAAAGCAUGGAUGCUAUUUAAAAGAUAACAUUUAUGUCGGACCAAAUGAAAAGCCAGUUUUGCCAAAAUCAAUGUACAAGUGGGCUGCAAUUUUGAGUCAUGGGCAGAGCCAUGUCUCAACAGGAGGGAUGUGUGCACUAGUAGAUAAACACUAUACUACGUAUGGGUUUACAAACUACUCACAAAACUUUUGUCAUCAGUGCAUCAUUUGUAUUAAACAUAAUUCACAGGGACAUGCGAGACCCAAAAGAGGACAGUUUCCUACACCCCCACACCCGUUUCACACAAUACACAUGGACUUUAUACAACUGAACAAAGUUCACAAUUUAGAAUAUGUGUUGGUGGUGAUAGAUGUGUUCUCUAGAUGGAUUGAACUUUUCCCGUGUCGAACUCCUGAUGCUGCAACUGUAGCCAAAGCACUUUGCAGACGAAUUAUUCCAAGCCAUGGUGUGCCUAGACUAAUUCGAAGUGAUAAUGGAACACAUUUUGUUAAUGAAGUGAUUGACAGAAUUGGUGAACAUUUUGGUAUUGAUCUUAAAAGACAUGCUGCUUAUCAUCCGCAAUCAGCUGGAUUAGUAGAGCGACAUAAUGGAACAGUUAAAUCACGUCUAAGAAAGACAAUGGCUGAAACAGGAUGGCAGUGGCCAGACUGUUUAGAUAUUGUACAAUUGAGUAUGAGAACAACACCUGGUGCUGCUACACAGUUAACUCCUUUUGAAAUGCUGUAUGGCAGACCGUACACUAUGCCUGACUUCUCUCACAGUAAAGCUUCACCGGAUGAUGAUGAAGGGAUAGUGGGACAAUUGAUUAAAACACUGUCUUCAAAAGAAUGUGUAGACACGAAUACUGUUCCCUCUUUUUCUGUCUCCCCACAGGACCCUAAAGUGAAGCCUGGAGAUUGGGUGUUUAUCAAAGUUAUCAAGAAAAAGUGUUGGUCCGAUCCACGCUGGGAAGGACCCCACAGAGUCAUCCUAUCUACACCCACUGCAGUGAAGGUGGAGGGCCGGACCGCCUGGACGCAUCUCUCUCAUUGUAAGGUUCGGGACUUUCCAGCUGCGGAGUCAACUGCUGAGGAGGGGAAGCCCGACUCCAAAGGGGACUAGAGGUUUAGAAUCUAGUCGUCUCAACGUCGGUGAAGAUCUUGGAUCCUCCGAAGCCUAGUGACGAUGCCUGGAGGUAACGGACUCUUAAUAUGGAGAAUGGUUUUUGGCACGGCCAUCGCCCUCACCUUGCUGAGACUUCUCUUACAAGGACUGAAUGGAGACUUCUACUUUCUGAAGGACGAAGCACGGCGAUUCAAGAGAUGGGUUUUGUCAGAAGACCUACAUAACUACAACGUCACGCAUGUGUAUCAUUUGAAUUCAUGGUAUCGUUAUGCUCAAAUGCUAGCUGAUUUGAAUAAUGUAUCGGAUUGCUAUGUGUGUUCUCUGAUGCCAAUAUCUGCUUCUCACCCCCGUUUGACAGCCAUAAAACUUCCUUAUGUACAAAGUUCAUGUAUAGGUCA
Messenger RNA from Sardina pilchardus (European sardine), 1563 nucleotides. RefSeq lists its product as uncharacterized. The transcript has a single exon. NCBI's taxonomy places the organism in Eukaryota, Metazoa, Chordata, Actinopteri, Clupeiformes, Clupeidae. Gene Ontology annotation, biological process: DNA integration. The record is from RefSeq and is a predicted model, not a curated record. Gene Ontology annotation, molecular function: nucleic acid binding. Bases 131 to 1162 code for a protein of 343 amino acids.